Molecule: messenger RNA, 423 nt
Organism: Lycium ferocissimum
Lineage: Eukaryota; Viridiplantae; Streptophyta; Magnoliopsida; Solanales; Solanaceae
Product: DEK domain-containing chromatin-associated protein 4-like
Exons: 1
Coding region: 1-423 (140 amino acids)
Source: RefSeq, a predicted model, not a curated record
AUGAAUGUCGUCGGUAACUCUUUAGAAAACUUAGAAAAAGUCAAUCAAGAGUCGGAGAACCCUGAUAUUGGACAGAAAUUGAGUAAAGGUGGUAAUAAUGAUGAUGAAAAGGUGAAAAGGAAGAGGAAAUUUAAGGAACAACAAACGGUGCAAAACCAUCCAAGAACCAGAUCUAGAAAAGAAGUCGAAGUUAACACUAUUGAAAGUGUAAAGAAUGUAGUUGCUGAUGACGAGGCUGAGAUUGAAAAGGAAGAUCAAAAAUUCGAUGACAUGGAUGAGAGUGACAAUGAAAGAGAGGAAUCUGAUGGAGGCACCGAUCACAAGGAUGAUGGUGGAAAGGAAGGAGAUGAAGUGGAUGUAGGUGAACAGGACAAGGCUGAUAGUGAGAAAGUUGAACCUCGGAUUAUCUCUUUUAUUGGUUAA